AUGAGAGAUAGAGCGUGGUCGACGCGUAACCUCUCAGCUGGCGUACCAGCGAACACUGUCAGCGAUGGCACGGCUGUUGCAUGUAGACGAGGAAAGAAUAGAGGCAAAGGGAUAUGCACCCGCAUUUGCCGCCGCUUCCAUUACGACACGCACCGUUGCCAAUGCUUCUCGCCGUCGCAGUGGCCACGACGGGCGCUUCUCUUUCAAUAUGGCGAAGCGCGAAACAGUGCGCUUAACGCCUUGCGACGGCUGACUCCGAAUCAUUUCAGCGUGCUCGCUGCGGCAGGGGAUAUGUGGCCAUCGCUUUACUGA
This is a messenger RNA of Trypanosoma rangeli, 312 nucleotides long. RefSeq lists its product as uncharacterized. The transcript has a single exon. Lineage: Eukaryota; Euglenozoa; Kinetoplastea; Trypanosomatida; Trypanosomatidae. The record is from RefSeq and is a predicted model, not a curated record. Bases 1 to 312 code for a protein of 103 amino acids.